GUCGCAUGCGAUGCAGCAGUCAGGUGAUCGAAAGCGAUAGUCGUUGACCUUGGUUGGGUUUUUGAGCGUUUGGCUUGGUAAUAACAACUAAUAAUAAAUAAUAUUUUCAUUAAACAAAUCGAAGUCAAAAAUAAACAAACAAGACAAACGCCGACAGCAGACUGCCUGACAGUGACACUGUGACAGGAAAGGCGUUCUGUCUAUAAUAAUAUAAUUGGUAUAGUUGAACAUAAAAAGAUUUGACUUCACCAACAAAAGGCACCAGGUAAUAAACGCCUUUUUAUAUUUGGAAGAACAUUGAAGCGAAGUAGUCCGGCCUCGCAACAGCAUGGGACAGUCCCCCAGCUCAUCAGCCAAAGACCAGGAAGUGACGAAAGGGACACAAGGGAAGGGAUCUUCAUCAAGUCUCCUCUCAGAGCAUGAACUUGAAGAACUCAACCAAACGUUCAGGAAAAUAUGUCAACCUAACAAAGUGGAGGAUGGUUUCACACUACCACAGCUUCAGGGCUUCAUCGGAGGAAAGCUCCCAUCCUCCAUCGUUCUAAAACUCCACAAAGAGAUGAAGGCCAAAAAUAUACCAGACGAGAUCAAAAUAUCUCGGAACGCGUUUGUCAUGACGAUGGGUUGUUUGAUGAACGGGACUGUGGAUCAACAGAGUGGAUUGAUGUUUUCGCUGUUUGCUGACGAGGGCACGAACGCUGUGUCUGUCGGUCAUCUGUCAAAGCUCAUAGGCUCCUUGCUACAAUCUUAUGAAGAGGCGUUAAAAACCUGUAAUCAGAUGAAGAACUGGGACUUAGUCUGCACACCGGAAUCCAACAAGAACUUCAUCGACCUGGUCAUGAGGAUGUUUAGUGCUGGAGGAAAGACAACGGGCUCACCAGUGAGUAAGGAGGAGUUUGAGCGUUGGCUUCAACAGACUCCACUCAUGCAGAAAGUCUUCACGGCUUUGUUUCAUCUCUGCUUUGUUGACACUUCUAAAACACCUGCUGCUGCGGCAUCAUCUGAUGACUGCUCAGACUCGUCUGUUCUUUUCCACAUGCCGUGCUUACCGGCCUGUCUGGAUAUUGACUGGCGUCGAGUACGCAGCCAGCUCCACAUUCCUACCCUACUCAUUCUCAACCAUCAUCUACCCCGGCACCUUCAAGACCAGUGGCGUUUCUGUUUCUCAUCCAACCUCCACGGCGCUAGCUUUGCCACUUUGCUGUCGCAUAUUAAAAACAAGGGUCCCACGGUUGUGCUGGUGCGAGACACAGACGGGAAUGUCUUUGGGGGCUUUGCGUCACAGAGCUGGGAACUUGGCCCUAGUUUUGUCGGUUCGAGCAGCUGCUUCUUGUUCAGUCUGGCACCCAAGGUCGGUUUCCAUGAACCCAGCGGGCAGAAUGACCACUACAUGUAUCUCAACAUUGACCAACAGACACUGCCCAAUGGUCUGGGUAUGGGCGGCCAGUUUGACUACUUUGGACUGUGGAUAAAUCAGGAGUUUGGUGAAGGGCAUAGCCGUGCCAGACCUAAAUGCACCACGUAUGACAGCCCUCAGUUAUCAUCCAAGGAGGACUUCACGAUUGAAACAGUUGAAGUGUGGGCUGUUGGUCCACUGCCAAAGAAACCACAGGAGGAGGACGAAGAUGAAAAGAAGAGUGUGCUGGAUAAGAACCCGGAGGCUCAGGCUCUGCUUGAGCUGAUCGGAAAAGAGAGAAAGAGUGAAGGGCUCCGAGAAGAGGAUCCCACUGCCGACAUUCCAGCCAUCCAUGAAAUGCCUACCAGAUAGAUGGCGCUUUGUGUCUCAGCUCUCUGUCUUUUUUUCCUCAGUGUGAUCUGUAAUCUCAAACGCUUUUUCAUACAUAACCAUUUCUCAUUCCUUAGGUGUUAGGCAUUUCGGAUCUUUCAACUCCA
This is a messenger RNA of Asterias rubens (European starfish), 1893 nucleotides long. Its product is annotated as MTOR-associated protein MEAK7-like. The record is from RefSeq and is a predicted model, not a curated record. The transcript is spliced from 9 exons. Bases 329 to 1768 code for a protein of 479 amino acids. Lineage: Eukaryota; Metazoa; Echinodermata; Asteroidea; Forcipulatida; Asteriidae. Gene Ontology annotation, biological process: TOR signaling.